AUGCAUCAGAUAUGGGUCCAAAGCAUGAUCAGAUCAGACCUGCAAUUGUCAGAUUUUAAGCCGAGAACGUACAUGAUGCAGGGCUCCAGAGCAAGAAUGAUGACGACAAUGCUACUCGUUUUGCAUCCGAACCACGAAGCACCGCUGGAGAUUGUGCAAAACCCACCGGACAAUAACUUGGGGAAUAUGCGACCUUUGAAUCUGAGCUCCGAAGGAAUUCAUUCAGGGAUCUUUAUCACUGCGUUGAACACCUGUUUCAAAUCUCUUUACUACUACCUACAAUGUCUGUCCAAGGUGCGUUCAGAGGUUUACAGCCAGUUCCUAUUAAUCAUUCUGGACACACCGGCAGCCGCGACGAACCAGACUGGCAUUUACAACAAUACCCCAAACCAAAUUUCUGUCCGCAUCACCAAUGACAAUGAGGAUGGCAUGGGGACAACUGGAUUUAAAGAUAUUGAACCUGGGAAGUAUGAAUUGUGGACACGAAAGCACUGGCAAGUAGCCUUCGUGUUGAGGCAUGCGGUCGAGCCAACUGAUGGCAAGGCGGAGACUUUGGUUGUGAAGCCUAAUGUGGUUUACAACAUCAAUAAUGUCAGGGGAUCCGCGCGUAAUUGCCAGCUGCAGGAGUCUGCUUCGGCUCCCCCGAAAACAAGCCGACAAUUAUUAGCGUGGUUUGAAGAAGCGCACACACGAACGAUGCGCACAGGAUACACAGAGCAUUAUAGACAAGCAGAUCAUCUCCGAGAUUCAGACUUCCUCCUAAAUGGCCGCCAUGCAAAGUUGAGCAGCGGUGUUGCGUUAACUUUUCGGCCGCCUUGGGAAGCGCCCAAGCGCAUGAUAUUCGCGCAAGUGAACAACAGAGACAGGUCGGACCUGACGACUCGCCCAUGCGUAGACCUGUGCGAGCGCUGGGCAUUUGCAAAGUGUUGGCUCUGCCGCGUUCGGUUCCCCAACCUUUCUCGCGAGGUCUUUCAUCCUCCACUAGUUAUAUUUAUGCUUCUCCGUGUUGAAUUGCGUCAAUUCAGGCUUUCACAGGAAUACGUAGCUAAAAGCAUGUCAAACUUUCGAAACAAGUAUGCAAUAGUAUGGGGUUCAUCACCUCAGGACAAUAUCGCCCCUGGGAUCCUGUUCCACAGAGUACCACGACAUGGUCGGAUCCGACCCGGGAUUGCCAGAACUGCAUUUCACGACCGAGAACAAGGCCACAUAUCAGAUACAAGUCCAAAGGCCUUGAACUUGGGAGAUCGUGCAAAGAGAAUAAUUGAGCUUUGCGUCUGUCAUAUAUUGAAUAUGAGGUCUACAGAACCUCGCAUCAAUAUCGCCCCUGUUGCAUGCAGUGUAUUUCAUGAACGAUUAACCCAGUUUUCGAAUCUCAUGAUCAGAUCAGACCUGCAAUUGCCAGAUUUUACGCCGAGAACCCUUGAUAUGCUACAUGAUGCAGGGCCCCAAAGGAAUGAUGACGAUAAUGCUACUCGUUUCGCAUCCGAACCACGAGGCAUCACUGGUUUGCUAAAGAUCAGUUGCAUCCCUAAGGAGAACGUGGAAAAUCCACCGGACAAUAACUUAGGGAAUAUGCGACCUUUGAAUCUGAGCUCCGAAGGAAUUCAUUCAGGGAUCCUUAUCACUGCGUUGAACACCUGUUUCAAAUCUCUUUACUACAUACAAUGUCUGUCCAAGGUGCGUUCAGAGGUUUACAGCCAGUUCCUAUUAAUCAUUCUGGACACACCGGCAGCCUCGGAGAACCAGACUGGCGUUUACAACAAUACCUCAACCAGGAUUUCUGUCCGUGUCACUAACAGCAACAAUGACACCGGGACUGAGGAAUUCGUAGAUAUCGAAUCAAAGACGUACUAUAUGUGGGACCGAAAGCACUGGCAAGUGGCCUUCGUGGUGAGGAAUUCGACCUGGCCCUGUGAUGCCACGCCGGAGGUUUUGGUUGUGAAGCCUUCAGACGUUCACUACGUCAACGAUGUAUGA
Molecule: messenger RNA, 1977 nt
Organism: Suillus clintonianus
Lineage: Eukaryota; Fungi; Basidiomycota; Agaricomycetes; Boletales; Suillaceae
Exons: 19
Coding region: 1-1977 (658 amino acids)
Source: RefSeq, a predicted model, not a curated record